UUGUAAACUUUCUUCUUCUUCUUUGUGUCUCUCUUUUUCAUGCUCCAGAGCUAACUCACUCGUUUACUCCAGAAUAAUAUAUCGAUUUCUGAUUCAAGCUUGUCGCUCGCACUUGUUCCAAAUCCAAGUUCUAGUCACAUGUAAGCACCUGGCACUACAGAAUCCAAAGGCCUCAUACAGACACAAGUGUGUGUGUGUGUAUCCACCAAUCUCUACAGAAUCCAACUCCUGAUUUCUUGGUGUCAUUUCAAAUACUCAAAUGGUUACAUAAGCCCAGGGGAAGAAAAACUCAGUGCUUUUCAUGAUGAUAAGAGAAGUUUCCAUGGUGAAAGCAAUAGGAGUUGUGUUGUUAUGUCUUUCUGUCUUGUUGGUCAUUCCACAGGAAUGUGCUGGUAAAAAUGCUCUCUCAAGAAACUCGUCUUCUUCUACUUCACCACCAUUAAUGCAGAGGCCAAGCUCUGUAAACGUUGGAGCUCUAUUUACUUAUGAUUCUUUCAUCGGAAGAGCAGCUAAACCAGCCUUUAAAGCCGCAAUGGAUGAUAUUAAUGCAGACCAAACCGUACUUAAGGGUACUAAGCUUAAUAUUAUCUUUCAAGACUCUAACUGCAGUGGAUUUAUUGGCACCAUGGGAGCUUUGCAGCUGAUGGAAACACAAGUGGUUGCAGCCAUUGGUCCACAAUCUUCAGGGAUUGCUCACAUGAUCUCCUACGUAGCUAACGAGCUUCACGUACCACUCUUGUCAUUUGCAGCAACAGAUCCAACUCUUUCCUCUCUACAAUACCCUUACUUCCUCCGCACCACACAAAACGAUUACUUCCAAAAGAAUGCCAUCACAGACUUCAUAUCCCACUCCGGAUGGAGACAAGUCAUUGCCAUAUACGUUGAUGAUGAGUACGGUAGAAACGGGAUAUCUAUUCUAAGCGAUGCAUUAGCCAAGAAACGCUCCAAGAUCUCUUACAAAGCAGCAAUCACACCCGGUGCAGACUCCACCUCCAUAGAAAGCCUUUUGGUCUCUGUUAAUCUGAUGGCUUCUAGAGUUUACGUUGUCCAUGUGAAUCCUGACUCUGGUUUGAACGUUUUCUCGGUGGCUAAGUCUCUUGGAAUGAUGGGGAACGGUUAUGUUUGGAUUGCAACGGACUGGCUUCCUACAGCUUUGGAUUCCAUGGCUCCUGUGGGUUCAGACACCAUGGAUCUCUUGCAAGGAGUGGUUGCUUUUCGUCAUUACACAACCGAGAGUACUAUGAAGAGACGGUUUAAGGAGAGAUGGAAGAAUGGUUUCAACUCUUAUGCAUUGUAUGCUUAUGAUUCUGUUUGGUUAAUAGCUCGUGCACUCGAUGUUUUCUUCAGAGAAAACAAUAACAUAACAUUCUCCAGCGAUCAGAGUCUGCACAAAAAAAGUGAUAGCAGUAUUCAGUUAUCAGCACUAAGUGUGUUCAACGAAGGAGAAAAGCUUCUAAAGAUCAUUCUUGGGAUGAAUCAUACUGGUGUAUCCGGACGAAUCCAGUUUGAUUCAGAGAGAAACCGGGUUAACCCGGCUUAUGAAGUCCUUAACAUAGAAGGCUCAGGUCCACGGAGAGUUGGUUACUGGUCAAACCAUUCAGGUCUCUCAGUGGUGACUCCAGAAACAUUAUACUCUAAGCCUCCAAACACAUCAAUAGCGAACCAACGUCUUUAUGGAAUCAUAUGGCCAGGUGAAGUGACUAAGCUUCCUCGUGGUUGGGUGUUUCCUAAUAACGGAAAGCCGCUGAAAAUAGCAGUGCCUAACCGUGUGAGCUAUAAAGAUUACGUCUCUAAAGACAAGAAUCCUCCUGGUGUUAGAGGCUAUUGUAUUGAUGUCUUUGAAGCUGCGUUAGAGUUGCUUCCCUAUCCUGUUCCAAGAAACUAUGUACUAUAUGGAGAUGGGAAGAAGAAUCCUUCUUACAACAAUCUUAUCAAUGAAGUUGUUGUAGAUAACUUUGAUGUAGCUGUAGGAGAUAUUACCAUUACUACCAACAGGACAAGGUUUGUGGAUUUCACACAGCCGUUUAUAGAAUCAGGGCUUGUGGUGGUGGCUCCGGUUAAGGUGGCUAAGUCUAGUCCUUGGUCAUUCCUGAAACCAUUCACUAUAGAGAUGUGGGCUGUCACUGGAGCCUUCUUUCUCUUUGUGGGCGCCAUCGUAUGGAUUCUUGAACACAGAUUCAACCAUGAGUUUAGAGGUCCUCCUAGGCGUCAACUCAUCACCAUUUUCUGGUUUAGCUUCUCCACCAUGUUCUUCUCUCAUAGGGAGAACACAGUGAGCUCAUUAGGGAGAAUGGUGUUAAUCAUAUGGUUAUUCGUGGUUCUGAUCAUCAACUCAAGCUACACAGCUAGUCUCACUUCAAUCCUAACCGUUCAACAGCUCACAUCUCGGAUUCAAGGAAUAGAUAGCUUGAUAGCAAGCAACGAACCAAUUGGUGUUCAAGACGGUACUUUCGCUAGAAACUAUCUAGUCAACGAACUUAACAUAGCUCCUCAUAGGAUUGUUCCACUAAGAGAUGAAGAACACUACCUUUCUGCUCUUCAACUUGGUCCCAAAGGUGGAGGUGUUGCAGCCAUUGUAGACGAGCUUCCUUACAUCGAAGUCCUUUUGACAAAUAGUAACUGCAAGUACCGUACAGUAGGACAAGAGUUCACACGCACAGGCUGGGGUUUCGCAUUCCAGAGAGACUCUCCUUUAGCAGUGGACAUGUCAACGGCUAUCUUGCAGCUCUCUGAAGAAGGGGAGCUUGAGAAGAUACACAGGAAAUGGCUUAACUACAAGCAUGAAUGUUCAAUGCAGAUCUCAAACGGCGAGAACUCUCAGCUUUCGCUCAAGAGUUUCUGGGGACUCUUUCUUAUCUGUGGCAUCACUUGCUUUGUGGCGCUUACUAUCUUCUUCUGGAGGGUUUUCUGGCAGUACCAGGGGUUAUUGCCAGAUAGUGGGGAUGAGGAAAGGGCGUGUGAUGUGACUGAGACACCUCGAUCAGGGAGAGGUUUACGAGCACCAAGUUUCAAGGAAUUGAUCAAAGUUGUGGAUACGAAGGAGGCAGAGAUCAAGGAGAUGCUGAAACAGAAGAGUAUCAAGAGACUCAAGAGUAGCCAAAGUGGAGCUGGGAGUUCACAUUCACAACGUACUGACAUUCCUUAA
Molecule: messenger RNA, 3145 nt
Organism: Eruca vesicaria subsp. sativa (arugula)
Lineage: Eukaryota; Viridiplantae; Streptophyta; Magnoliopsida; Brassicales; Brassicaceae
Source: the annotation of a GenBank genome assembly